Musa acuminata AAA Group (dessert banana) is the source of this 2363-nucleotide messenger RNA. Its product is annotated as cellulose synthase-like protein G3. Lineage: Eukaryota; Viridiplantae; Streptophyta; Magnoliopsida; Zingiberales; Musaceae. Gene Ontology annotation, cellular component: trans-Golgi network; plasma membrane. The record is from RefSeq and is a predicted model, not a curated record. Bases 8 to 2200 code for a protein of 730 amino acids. The transcript is spliced from 6 exons. Gene Ontology annotation, biological process: plant-type primary cell wall biogenesis; cellulose biosynthetic process. Gene Ontology annotation, molecular function: cellulose synthase (UDP-forming) activity.
UUAACGUAUGCAUAUAUCCAUCUCGGUGUGGGUUCGAGUGGGGGGAGAGAAGAAGAUGACGGGCAAAACUUUCCACGCUCUGCGAGUGAGCUCCUUCGUUGCCUUCAACCGCACCCAUGCGUUCCUCUACGCCCUCGCCAUCCUCGCCCUCCUCCGCCACCGCCUCGCCUGCCUCAUCUCCUCCCCUUCCCUCCCCCUCUCCGCCCUCUUCCUCGCCGAUCUGGUCCUCGCUGUCAUGUGGGUCGCCUCCCAGGUCUUCCGGUGGCGCCCCGUGAGCCGCCAGGAGUUCCCCGACCGGCUUCUCCGGGAGGUCGGCUCCGACGGCUUGCCGGCUCUUGACGUGUUCAUCUGCACCGCUGACCCGCACAAGGAGCCGCCCAUCAGCGUCGUGGGCACCGCUCUCUCGGCGAUGUCCUUCGACUACCCCACCGACCGCCUCUCCAUCUAUGUGUCCGACGACGGCGGCUCCGCCGUCACUCUCUUCGCGUUCAUGGAGGCGGCCAGGUUUGCCAGGCACUGGCUGCCCUUCUGCAAGCAGAACGGCCUCCUCGAGAGGUCACCGGACGCUUACUUCAGAUCCAACAAGGGUGGAGACUCGGAGAAGAUGAAGAUGAUGUAUCUGACAAUGAAAGAGAAAGUAGAAACGGCACUGGAGAGAGGCUAUGUGAGCAAUGAUCUGCUCUCCUCCGGAGAAGAUGAUGAGCUUUUCGAAAGGUGGAAAGGAUUCACCCGCCAUGACCAUCCUUCUGUCAUCCAGGUUUUGCUUGAGGGGAGUAAGGAUUCAGACAUCACCGGGAACGCAUUGCCGAACCUCAUCUAUGUUUCCAGAGAGAAACGCCGAACCUCUCAUCAUCACUUCAAAGCAGGGGCUCUCAAUGCUCUGUUGCGUGUGUCGAGCACCAUGAGCCAUGCCCCGGUGAUCCUCACCUUGGACUGCGACACCUACUGCAGCGACCCCCGGUCUCCUCUCCGCGCGCUCUGCUACCUUCUUGACCCUGCCUUGUCCUCCAACCUUGCCUUCGUCCAGUUCCCGCAGCGCUUUUACGGGAUCAACAAGAACGACAUCUAUGGAGGCGAGAUAAAGCGGCUGUACACGAUCACCGCGAGGGGAAAAGACGGGAUCUUAGGACCCAGCUAUUUCGGCUCCGGCUGCUUCAUCUCGCGACGCUGUCUGCAGGGCAUCCCUUCAUCGCCAUCGCUGGCUCAAGAAGCCCGUGUUCCAUCGUCGUCGGAAUCUGUUCUGAGAAAAGCUCAUGAAGUGGCCGGUUGCACCUAUGAGCUCGGCACGAAAUGGGGCUCAGUGAUGGGCUUCCGCUACGGGUCGCUGGUUGAGGAUUACUACACGAGCUUUCGCCUCCACUGUGAAGGAUGGAGGAGUGUCUUCUGCAACCCCGUGAGGCCGGCAUUCCUCGGCGACGUGCCGAAGAGCCUGAACGAUGUGCUUGGGCAGUGCAAGAGAUGGUGCGUGGGGCUCUUGGAGGUCGGCUUCUCGAGGUACAGCCCCCUCACCUUCGGUACCACCAACGCCUCCUUGCUUGCCGGCUUAGGCUACGCAUAUGAUGCCUUUUGGGGCAUUUGGUGCAUUCCCGUCACGACGUACGGUCUUCUUCCACAACUGGCUCUCAUCUGUCAGACGCCCCUCUUUCCCAAGGUCUCCGACCCAUGGUUCUACUUGUACGUCUACCUCUUCACUGCAGCCUAUGGCCAAGACCUCGUCGAGUUCCUUGCGGACGAUGGGACCAUCGGGAGGUGGUGGAGUGACCAGCGGAUGUGGAUGAUCAAAGGCGUCACAGCUUAUCUCUUCGGUUCCAUCCAAUUCGCGCUGAAGAAGAUUGGGAUAUCAGCGGCCGAGUUCAACGUGACCAGCAAAGUGAUGGAGGACGAGCAGUGUGAGCGGUACGAGAGGGGAGCCUUCGACCUCGGAGUGCAGUCGCCGUUCUUCGUGGCACUGGGCACCGUGGCCGUCGUGAACCUGAGCUCCUUGGUCGUAGGGAUCGCGAGAGCUGCGACGACGGAGGGGUUCCUCCAUGAACAGUUUGCGCAGCUGUUCUUGUCGGGAUUCGUCGCCGCCAACUGCUGGCCGAUCUACGGGGCCAUGUUUCUGAGAAGCGAUGGAGGGAGGAUGCCGAGGACUAUCACUGUUAUCUCAUUGACAGUCGCAGGUCUCCUCCUCAUGGGAUUUCUCGUCUUCGACGUCUGAGAGUACCCGUGCAACUUGGCAGAAGACCAUUAACGCAGCUGUGGUGUUUGGUCAUAUGGAAAAAGCUUGGAUAUCUGUGUCAACGUCAAUAGUCAAUAUUGAAUCAUCAUGCGAACAUUUUAGAUAUAUACUGCGUAAAUAUUAUAAAAAGUAUUUGCCUAUA